Acanthosepion pharaonis is the source of this 792-nucleotide messenger RNA. Lineage: Eukaryota; Metazoa; Mollusca; Cephalopoda; Sepiida; Sepiidae. The record is from the annotation of a GenBank genome assembly.
AUGAAUUGCCAUACAGUUUCUUUUUUCUUUCUUUCUCGCUUUUCUUUCUUUCUUUCGCGUUUGCCUAUUAUUUCUCGCUUGUCUUUCUUUCCUUUCUCUCUCUCUUUUCUUUCUUUCCUUUCUUUUUUCUUUCUUUCUUUUUUCUUUCUUUCUUUCGCAUUUUCUUAUUCUUUCUUCCUCGAUUUUCUUUCUUUUUUCUGUUCUUUCUAUUCUCGCUUUUCUUUAUUUUCUUCUCUCUUUCUUUUUUUCGUUCUUUCUUUCUUUCAAAUUUUCUUAUUCUUUCUUUCUUCCUUUCCGUCUUUCUUUCUUCCAUUCUUUCUUUCUCUGCAUCUCCUAAAGUCAUAUAUUCACUUUCUUUCUUUUUCUUUCUUUUUUUCUUCUUUCAUUCUUUCUUUCUUUCUUUGUUUCUUUCAUUCUUUCUUUCUUUCUUCCUUUUUCUGUCUUUUUUCUUUCUCUCUUUCUUUCUUUCUUUCUUUCUAUUUUCUUACAUAUUCUGAUAUAAUCACUUCUUUUAUCUUGUUCUUUCUAUCUCUCCAUUCAGUUUUCUUUCUUUCUUUCUUUCUUUCUUUCUUUCUUUCUUUCUUUCUAGUCAAACACAUAAUCUCUUUUCGUUUUUUUCGUUUCUUUCCUUUUCAGCUUCUACCAUUUCACCGGAUCUUCGCGUCUUCGAUUCUUCUAAUCAUUCUUAGCCCAACUGCGAAUACCGAAAUGAUCGGUUACCUUCCGCUGCCCACCGUGGGUGGGAUUAUCAUCUCUCUGUCUGUGGGCACAGGUGCAGCUGCGGAAAAAUAA